Jatropha curcas is the source of this 1222-nucleotide messenger RNA. Its product is annotated as BTB/POZ domain-containing protein. NCBI's taxonomy places the organism in Eukaryota, Viridiplantae, Streptophyta, Magnoliopsida, Malpighiales, Euphorbiaceae. Gene Ontology annotation, molecular function: protein binding. The record is from RefSeq and is a predicted model, not a curated record.
AGUGACUUAGUUGAAAGGUGCUUUCGCUUCACUCCAUUCUACGCUUCCAAAAGACCCCCAGAAUAUGAGAGGCCGCCGGUGCGAGCAUUCUCGGGCUGACUCCGACACCGAUACUGAUUCCGAAACCGAAACUAUGCGCUGCAUAUCGUGCAAAGAAGAGUACGGGACGGUUGACGCCGGCACUUGCAAGGAGUGCUACGAGGAGGCCAGUGAGACCGAAGAGGAGCUCAAGAGAGAAAUCGAAGAUCUCAAAGCCAAAGUUGCCUUCUUGCGAUUCUGGUCUCCACUCGAUCACAGCCAUAGUAACAGGUCAACUGGACCUUGCUUCACCGACGUCGUUUUGGUCGCCUCCUCUGAUAAUGGUCCAACUGGCUCUCCCGUCCCCGUCCCUGCCCAUAAGGCCAUUUUGGCAAGUCGUUCCCCGGUGUUUAAAGCAAUGCUCGAGAAUGAGAUGGAAGAAAGCCGGAGUGGCACCAUCAAGAUUAGUGAUGUAUCAUAUGAUGCACUUCGUGCCUUUGUCAACUAUCUAUACACAGCUGAAGCAUGCCUUGAUGAGCAAAUGGCUUGUAACCUUCUAGUUUUAGCUGAAAAAUACCAGGUUAAGCAUCUCAAGGCUUAUUGUGAGAAAUUUUUGGUGUCUAAAUUGAAUUGGGACAAUUCAGUCCCAAGUUAUACCUUCGCACAUCAGCACAAUGCAAAACAGAUGCUUGAAGCAGCAUUGUCGUUGAUCACAGACAACAUGGACAAACUUACCAAACGGGAGGAGUAUAUGGAGCUUGUGGAAAGGGAUCCUCGACUUGUGGUGGAGAUUUAUGAAGCUUAUCUCUCCAAACAGGUUAAUACAGCAGCACAAAGGAUUCUUCCAUGAAGCCAUGGCAAACAUAGGUCUGCUGGUAAAUAGGUUUGAAGCACAGAUCAUUUUUCAUUUUGGGGACCGAUGCUUGAUGUAGAGAUGUCUAACUUGGCAAUUUUGCAAUGGAUUUGUUGGAAAGUUUUUAGACUUGUGUGGAUAAAUAACAUUAGUGUUAAGCGGAGUUUUACACUGGGAUGGGUGAAUGGUGAAUACCAUUGGGAGGAAAGCUUUGCAAGAUUAUAACAGAAGUAUAAUUUUAGCAUUUGUCCAUUGACAUUUAUGUUAAACUUGAAAGCAGCCUUAAUUUCUUCUUGUUCUCUCAUCUCAGUUUGUUCUUUUUCUCAAUUAAUUGUUGUCCAUCUUUCUCAA